Messenger RNA from Kwoniella shivajii, 1920 nucleotides. RefSeq lists its product as uncharacterized. Gene Ontology annotation, cellular component: plasma membrane. Gene Ontology annotation, biological process: transmembrane transport. Lineage: Eukaryota; Fungi; Basidiomycota; Tremellomycetes; Tremellales; Cryptococcaceae. The record is from RefSeq and is a predicted model, not a curated record. Gene Ontology annotation, molecular function: transmembrane transporter activity. The transcript is spliced from 6 exons. The coding region runs from base 1 to 1920 and encodes 639 amino acids.
AUGGCUUCCGUCAACCAGUCUGUCAACCUAGCCAUUGCCAACUCCCAGCCGACUGAUGUACCUACCCUUCCUCACACUGGAACCAAUCCAGACGAACAAGUCGGAGAGAAUAAAAAAGCCUCGCUCGAUGACAAUUCCGCUCUAGAAGAUGGUGUCAGAAAUGGCGAUCUCAUUGAAGAGAAAAGCAAAGGCGUGGUGGAGAUGGAAGCUUUACAAGGCCGUCUAACAACAACAGUACUUGCAGUCUUGUAUGGAACGUUCAUGUUACUGUCAUAUAGUUUAUCACUUAACCAGUACACGGCGUCUGCCUUCCUUAACUAUGCGGUUUCCUAUUCCUUCGAAGCUCACUCUUUACAGGCCACAAUCAACACGGUCACCUCGGUCUUCCAAGCGAUGUCUCAGCCUCCAAUCGCCAAGUUCGCCGAUUAUUUUGGACGUGUGAAGACAUACAUAGGCUGUAUCGUCUGCUACGUUAUUGGAUACAUCAUUGUCACAUCCUCGACCUCUAUAGUCACCUAUGCCGUCGGGAACUCGAUUUACAUCUUAGGGAUCACCGGUCUUUUUCUGCUUCAGAAUGUCAUCAUCUCUGAUAUUUCCAGUUUGAGGAACAGGUACUUGUGGACCGUUUUCCCCAAUAUACCUCAAGUCAUUAACGCCUUUGUUGCCGGAGAUAUAGCCAGUAGUCUACUUACGAAAGGUGAUCAGACGAAGCAAUGGAGAUGGGGUUAUGGUAUUUUCACCAUCAUCAUACCUGUGGUUGCUCUACCCAUCAUCAUCACUCUCUGGGUAUACACCCGUCCGAGCCGAGUGCAUCGGGCGGAAAUCAAAGCUAGACAUGCUGCUCAAGUACAAGGCCACUCGACUUCGCAGUUCUGGACGGCCAGCAAAUCGUUCUUCUGGCAGCUCGACUUCAUUGGUCUGCUCCUAUUUGUCGUCGGAUUUGGACUAUUUUUCGUCACUAUCACUCUUGCCAACUCCAAGACAGCCAGAUGGUCUGAUGCUCAUUCCAUCGCACAACUCGUUCUUGGCGUUGUGGUCAUUGGGGCGUUUGUCGUGUGGGAGCGGUUCUACGCUCCACAUCCACUAUUGCCCUUCAGACUGCUCCGGCGCAAAACCGUUGUAGGCUGCGUUCUGAUCGCCUUAUUCCACCCCAUGGCUGGCAGAUGCGCGGCCGGGUACCUUUCCACCUUCCUCCAGGUAGCAGCGAAUCAGUCUGUCAAGUCGGCUACACGUAUCACAUCUUUCCCGUCAGUCGCCGGGACUGUCACCACCAUUAUCGGGGCGUUCCUAUCGCGUCGUUUCAGAACUCUGAAGCCGAUCAUUAUCUUUGGGUUUUUAGUCGAGGUACUUGCCUUGGGACUUAUGGUCCGUUAUCGAACCAGUACCAACACUCAAGGGGAGCUGGCGGUAGUACAGUUGCUCAGAGGUGCCGCAAACGGGUUUAUUCCAUUUCCUACUCAGGCCCUUAUUCAGGCAGCCGCUCCCCAUGAGCACCUAGGCGCCAUCACAGCAGCCUGGCUUGUGGUGUAUUACUUGAGUGGUGGUAUCGGAAGCGCCAUCGGCGGUGGUAUUUGGACCACAAUUAUUCCCAAAAAACUCUCUAAUUAUCUCAACGAUGACGCCUUGGUGACUCUUGCCUACACAAAUCCUUUCAAGUUCGCUCUCAUGUACCCGCCAGGAACUCCAGAACGAGCAGCUAUCGCUCGAGCGCAAGACGAAGCUCAGCGUAUCAUCGUUAUUGUCGGUACAUGUAUUGCAGUACUGGCACUCCUGACGUCCAUAUUCCUCAUCGACAACUACAAACUUCCUGAUACACAGUCACUCGAGGAAGCAAACACGAAUGAAGAGCAACCGGAUACCGCCAAUAGACAGAUGAGAAGCUACUGGCGAAGCCUUUGGGCCUGGAAAACCACACAAUAG